AUGAGGGGUGAAUUUAUUGCUCUGGGUUGCAAGCUUAAAAGGGAUCGUCAACAAACACUGCAGUCCCUGCUUAAACGGAUUACUGAGAUUGAAAGCCUCCACAAAAGGUCUAGAGCCUUACAGGCUCAACAAGAGCUCCUCCUCAUGAGAGCGAAACUGAAGGACCAUCUGAAUGUUUGCCACGCUAAGGCGUAUCAAUAUGCGCAGUUUCGGUUUUACUCUCAUGGGGACAGAGGUUCGAAGUUGAUGUCUGCUCUUGUUAAGCAAAGGAAAGACGCUAUGUACAUUCCUAGCAUAAAAUCCGCAGAGGGUAAAUCUUUACAUAGAACGGUGGAUAUAGCUAAGGAGUUCCAAAAAUUCUAUCAAAACCUAUACGGGCUAGAUGAUAACACUGAACGUUCAGAUUUCACUGCAGAUUCUGUAUUAGAAGAUUUCUUGUCUCACCUAAAUUUGCCUCGCCUUGACAGGGAUGAAGGUUCCUUACUGACUGCCCCAGUCACCGAGGAAGAAGUAGGGACAGUUCUGAAAUCAAUGCCCAUGGGGAAGUGCCCGGGUGGACGCCUCCCUACCCAAUCUUUAGAAGCUACAGUGACUAUCUUGCCUAAACCUGGGAAGGACCACACGCUCUGCGGGAGUUACAGGCCCAUAUCUCUCCUGAAUGUCGAUGUUAAGAUCUGGGCUAAGAUCUUGGCCUCUCGCCUCAGCUCCUUCCUCCCUAAACUGAUUCACCAGGAUCAGGCAGGCUUUGUGCCAGGAAGAGAGGGGAACCAUAACUCCUGCAGAGUCGUCACGGCCAUUCAGUGGGCAAAAAAGCAAGGUACACCUCUGACUUUCCUGAGUGUUGAUGCGGAGAAGGCCUUCGACCGGGUGAGCUGGAGGUUCAUGCGGAUGGCAUUGCAGAGGUGUGUCAAGAUUCAAGAACAUUCCUUUAAGGUGCUUACCCAGUGGUACAUGACUCCUAAACAGCUUUUCCUUAGAGGUCUUAGCCCUAGUGACCGCUGCUGGAGAUCAGCUAUGUCAGGAGUAAACAGCUCAACAGUGGACAACCAGCUUGGGAAUAAAUGCUUGGCCAACGGUGAGGAGCAAUUUCAGCACUAUGGACAGUUCACUCCCAGUGUCUCCAUAUUGCUGGCAGUUCUCAUGAUCCUCAUGGUUCUAGCAACCCUCCUGGGCAAUGCUCUGGUCAUUUUGGCUUUUGUGGUGGAUAAAGGGUUAAGGACUCAAGGAAAUUUCUUCUUCCUCAACCUGGCCAUUGCUGAUUUCUUAGUGGGUGGGUUCUGCAUCCCUCUCUAUAUCCCCUAUGUCCUGACGGGGCAGUGGACAUUUGGGAAAGGACUGUGCAAGUUGUGGCUGGUCAUGGACUAUCUGCUCUGCACUGCCUCCGUCUUCAACAUUGUCCUCAUCAGCUACGACAGAUUCAUCUCAGUCACCAAGGCGGUGUCCUACAGAGCCCAAAAAGGAAUGACUAGAAAUGCAGUUCUAAAAAUGUUGACUGUCUGGGUGGCCGCCUUCCUUCUCUAUGGUCCAGCUAUCAUCAGUUGGGAGUACAUAGCAAGAGCCACCAUCUUACCCGAAGGAGAAUGUUACGUGGAAUUUUACUAUAACUGGUAUUUCCUGAUGAUCGCCUCGACAGUAGAGUUUUUCACGCCAUUUAUCAGCGUCACCUAUUUCAAUCUGAGUAUCUACAUCAAUAUAAAGAAGAGGACCAUGAUGAGGAACGAAGAAUUGGCCCAAGGCCAGGAACACUGUGAGAUGAGUUUCCAGAGGAAGAAGAAAGAACACCUUAUUUUUUUUGUCAAACCAGCUGAAAGGCCUCAAACUGAUGCUAAGAAACAGACCACCUGUUUGAUAUCCUCUGAGACUUGUCCUGCAGGUCAGAGGUCCCAAAGACUCAAGAGCCACACAUUGGACCUCAAUAUCAGCCAGGAUCUUCCACCUUUACAAGUCGAAGUUCAGACCAAGAAGCAUCAAGACUGUUUUUACAAAACGGUGGAAAAUGCUUGUAGUAACGUCAGGACAGACAUGGCUAGUAGCAUCGCCAAUAGGUUUAGACUUUCGAGAGACAAGAGAGUAGCCAAAUCCUUGGCCAUUAUUGUAUGUGUCUUUGGCCUUUGCUGGGCGCCCUACACACUGUUGAUGAUUAUCAGGGCAGCUUGCCAUGGACGUUGCGUUCAGCACUACCUCUAUGAGAUCUCCUUUUGGCUCCUCUGGUUAAAUUCUGCCAUCAACCCAGUACUUUACCCCCUCUGCCAUAUGAGUUUCAGGAAAGCCUUCAUAAAGCUGCUUUGUCCUGGAAAAGUCAAAAUACAUCCUCAUAUUUUUAUGUAG
Molecule: messenger RNA, 2328 nt
Organism: Bufo gargarizans (Asiatic toad)
Lineage: Eukaryota; Metazoa; Chordata; Amphibia; Anura; Bufonidae
Exons: 6
Coding region: 1-2328 (775 amino acids)
Biological process (GO): adenylate cyclase-activating adrenergic receptor signaling pathway
Cellular component (GO): membrane
Molecular function (GO): histamine receptor activity
Source: RefSeq, a predicted model, not a curated record